GCAGGACACUGGCCCUCCUGGACCGAGUUUGGACAGCCCUGUGAUAGUCUAUUGUGGAUUGUGUUUCGUUGUAAUAUGCUUGUGGCCGCCGGGGGUCGCUGUAGCCGCAUGCGCGGAAUGACGCUGACGCACAGCCUCGGACUCGCUCAGCUGCAGGAAGGAAUAACAACAUGGCGGGCAAUUCAAAAGAGCAGCUGCUGUCUAUGCGUGUUGACUGCUCAGAGUCUGGGCUGUCCUCUGGUGGAUGGGUUGUACCUGCGGGAGCCGGACAGUGUGCAGGAGCUCCUCUGCUCUCCUUCAUUACACAGGACUGAUACACUCGAGUGGAUUUGCGCCAGCAUUUGUCCAUCCCUAAAGGAGAAGUUUUCCACACUUAAAGCAACUCAGAAUGAGGAUUUAGUUCAAGAACUCGCACGGUUUGGUUAUGAAAUGAUGUUAUGUAAAGCUAACGACCAGGAUUUAAUCAAGGGUCUUGCACCACCAUUACAGCAGCUGAGGUUUCUGGAGCAGCUUCUGAUGGUCAUUCAAGCAGACUCCUCCAUAAACUCUAGGCAGAACUCAUCCUCUGGUGAUGACAGUGUGAGGAACGAUGAUCUUCUUGGGGAACUAAUGUUUCAGGAUCACUUAUCAGACCAUAUGAAUCCGGUCUGCAACCCGUGGCCUGCACAUAUCCGUGAACAUCUAAUACGCACACAGUCAACUCACAACAAAAUGAACGGAAAACAACACAGUAAACCCAGUGAUUUCAUAAACAGGAGUGAUCAACAUUCCCGACUAGGAAGUCAUGGAGAAGAAAGCCUGACAGAGGCCAUGGAUCUGCUGCAGUCUACACAGAGCACAUUAGUCGAGCUCCACAAAGAGUGUGAGUUCCUUCACUCACAUUCGUCAGGUUCGGCAGCUGUUCUGUCCCCCUGUGCGCUGAAAGUGGCCAUCUCAGACAUGUCUCAGCUCAUGACUGCUUUCGGACACAUCUACAACGCAGACUUUAAGGCGUACUGCCAAAGAGCCCCUCCGGCCCUCAGUUCUGGCGCUAUUGUGUUUCAGUCUGUACAUCAGCUCCUGCACACCUGUAAUACGGAGCUCGAGGCUCUUAAGCAGCUGUCUGAAACCUCGUCGUCUCUCACACAAACAGUGCAACAGCUGCAGACAGACAAGCGGUACUGGUCUAAAGGGGAGAAGCACACGCUGCCCGAACGGCUGGAGUAGCUAAAGAACAGAUAUGUGGCUUUUCUCUCCCUUCACCAAUCAUAACCUCAAGGACUAAGCAGAAAUCUACAACCUACAGCUUGGAUUUAAUUAGUGAAAGACAUGAGGUGUCAAACAUAACCAAUCAGACCACUUAUUUACAUGUUCAGGACUGUUCCCAAAGCACUGUGAUUUAUAACACCACUAUGGCAGAUUUAUACUAGGAAUAAAUAACAAACUGUUGUUUUUUGAACUCCAAGACACUGAUCAAUAAGCAUUCUACUUAUAAAAUUGCCUUCUAAUAGAAUACUCCUAAACAGCUAUAAACUAUAAUCCUCUUUCUUUACAAAAGCCUGUGAUUAGUAUAUGCCAGUGUUUGAUUUGCAAUCACUGUGUCAUGACCUGUUUUUUUUUAAUAAAGACUCACCUUCUAGAAACACAAGG
Messenger RNA from Sinocyclocheilus anshuiensis, 1629 nucleotides. Its product is annotated as HAUS augmin-like complex subunit 7. Gene Ontology annotation, cellular component: HAUS complex. Gene Ontology annotation, molecular function: microtubule minus-end binding. Gene Ontology annotation, biological process: microtubule organizing center organization; spindle assembly. The record is from RefSeq and is a predicted model, not a curated record. NCBI's taxonomy places the organism in Eukaryota, Metazoa, Chordata, Actinopteri, Cypriniformes, Cyprinidae.